Mangifera indica (mango) is the source of this 4057-nucleotide messenger RNA. RefSeq names its product auxin response factor 5-like. Gene Ontology annotation, molecular function: DNA binding; protein binding. The record is from RefSeq and is a predicted model, not a curated record. Lineage: Eukaryota; Viridiplantae; Streptophyta; Magnoliopsida; Sapindales; Anacardiaceae. Gene Ontology annotation, cellular component: nucleus. Gene Ontology annotation, biological process: response to hormone; regulation of DNA-templated transcription. The coding region runs from base 1014 to 3866 and encodes 950 amino acids. The transcript has 15 exons.
AUGAAUCAACAUUAUUACAACUAUCUGUACUGUAAUGAGAAUCGGCGCCCGCCAGCCACGACCCAUUACUCGGCCUAGUGACACGUUUCACAGGUUAACCUGCGCCUCUGGCUCUGCCACUAUUAAUUUGGCGUGAACUGCAUGCGUAAUGAACGGUCAAAUAUCAAGCGCAAAAGCAUAGAGACAACCCUUUUUCCUUUCUUUUUAGUUUGCUUCAAUUACUGUUCAAUUAUAUGUCUCUUUAGCUAAAGAAUUUAAAAUGAGGUGUAAAUAUAAUGCAUGAUAUCAUGAUAUGAUUUUGCGAAGAUUUUCAAAAUAGAGCAGGAAAAGAAAUGGAGGUAAGGUAAGCAAAAGCUGAAAGUGAGGUGAUACUCCUAACCCACAUGCUACAAUGCGCCAUCUACCGAGACAAUAUAGACUGGCCUCCUUCCUUUUUGAAAGAUAAAAACUUUCUUUUCUCUUUUGGAUACGUUUGAAGCUGCAAGGGAAUCGCCUUUUACUGAAGGUGUGUGAGCAGGAUAAGAGCAUGCAUACUCUUUCCGGUUUGAACCAAGUAUAUAGCUACUUUAUGUAGACAGAGAAAGAGAGAGAAGGAGGGGGUGAUGUUGAGGCUUUUGGCUUAAAGAAGGAAUCAGUUCAGUUGUGUUAUUAUGACGAUGAGUGGGUUUCAUUGAAAGGUCGGUUUCUUUGAAGGAGAUAAAAACAAGAAGAAAGGGAGACGGUUCAUACUUUGGUUGGCGUGCUUCGAUGCAAACUGAUGGUUUUUUUUUUUUUUUGGUUGCGUUAUAGCCCCACCCACUUUGUAGAAUUUUUUUUUUUUUUUCAGUAGCUACCAACCUUUUCUGCAGGCUUUGUUCCUUGACUUUGGACUUUUGCUUACUUUUAUUGGUUGAUUGUCAACAACCGUAGAUUCCAUGACAUGGGUCGAUCCUAGUUUUGGAAGAUUGGAAUAAAAGAAAAAGACAAAUGAAAUAUGGGUAAAAGGCUUUAGCUUUUGAAUUUUGCGUUUUGUUAUGAAGAUGAUGGGCUCUGUUGAAGAGAAGAUCAAAGCUGGAGGCUUGGUUGGUCGAGCACAAACUACUUUGCUCGAGGAAAUGAAGUUGUUGAAAGAAAUGCAGGAUCAGUCUGGGGCAAGGAAAGCUAUGAAUUCGGAGCUAUGGCAUGCCUGCGCAGGUCCCAUUGUUUCUUUGCCUCAUCCGGGUAGUCAUGUGUAUUACUUCCCUCAGGGACAUAGUGAACAGGUGGCAGCAUCUACUAAGAGAUCGGCAACCUCUCAAAUUCCCAACUAUCCUAAUCUUCCAUCUCAGUUGUUGUGCCAAGUUCACAAUGUUACCUUACAUGCAGACAAAGAUUCGGAUGAAGUCUAUGCCCAAAUGAGUCUUCAGCCAUUGAAUUCUGAAAAGGACAUCUUCCUGAUACCGGACCUUGGACUAGAGCCCAGCAAACAUCCAACCGAAUUUUUCUGCAAAACUCUGACUGCAAGUGAUACAAGCACACAUGGUGGCUUCUCAGUGCCACGUAGAGCUGCAGAAAAGCUCUUUCCUCCAUUGGAUUAUUCAAUGCAACCGCCAACACAAGAACUUGUUGUUCGUGACCUGCAUGAUAAUACCUGGACAUUUCGCCAUAUAUACCGCGGGCAGCCAAAAAGGCACCUUCUCACAACAGGGUGGAGUUUGUUUGUUGGGUCUAAAAGGCUCAGAGCUGGUGAUUCUGUUUUAUUUAUUAGGGAUGAAAAAUCACAGUUAUUGGUUGGUGUAAGGCAUGCAAAUCGCCAACAAACAGCAUUACCUUCUUCGGUAUUAUCAGCCGAUAGCAUGCACAUUGGUGUGCUUGCUGCUGCAGCUUAUGCUGCCUCCAAUCGUAGCCCAUUUACUGUUUUCUACAACCCAAGGGCAUGCCCUGCAGAAUUCGUUAUUCCUGUGGCUAAAUAUAGAAAGUCUGUAUUUGGGACCCAAAUUUCUGUUGGUAUGCGGUUUGGAAUGAUGUUUGAAACAGAGGAGUCGGGUAAACGGAGAUUUAUGGGAACAAUUGUUGGGGUUAGUGAUUUGGAUCCACUGAGGUGGCCUGGUUCCAAAUGGCGGAAUCUUCAGGUAGAGUGGGAUGAGCCAGGUUGUAGUGAUAAGCAGAAAAGGGUUAGUCCAUGGGAAAUCGAGACUCCUGAAAGUCUAUUCAUAUUUCCGUCUCUGACAUCAGGCCUUAAACGACCAUUUUCUUCUGGAUUUUUAGGAACAGAAACUGAGUUUGGAAAUUUAUUGAAAAGGCCUCUCAUCUGUCCUGAGAUUGGAAAUGGGGUUAUGCCAUACUCUCCGUUAUCAAACCUGUGUUCUGAGCAAUUAAUCAAGAUGAUGUUGAAACCUCAGCUUGGUAAUAGUUCUGGAACCUGUGCUGCUUCUCUGCAACAAUCGUCCAAUGCCAAGGGAGCUCCAGUACCAGCAGAAGAGGCAAAGACCCUGCAGGCUGUAGUGAAUCAGAAACCUCAGCAUGUCCAGUCAGAAAAUGCAAGGAUAGAAAACCAAAAUAGUUCUCGAUUAUGUGUUGACCAAAAUGAUGCCACAAAUAUAAGUUCAUUGAAACCAAAUCCCCCAAGCAAAUGUGAGAAGCAAACAUCAGCUGGAACUAAUAAUGACAAUUUCGGAUCAGAGCCUGAGCAAUCAGCUGAUCAGCUUAUUCAUUUAACUUCUAUGGGAGAGAGCAGCAUGGAAAAACUGGUGACUAGUCCUCUAAAUCCACAGAUCUUAGUAAACCAGCUUACGUGCCAUACCCUGAACCAGGCUCCAAUGCAGUUGCAAACCAGUCCUUGGUCAAUGCAGUCACAACAGGGAUCAGCUGCAUUGCACGGGCCACAGAUUAAUGUACCCCAAUAUGAUUCUGGUAAUCUGAAUGGAUUACUUCCUUUCAUUGACACUGAUGAAUGGAUGUUGCACACCUCUUGUCAAUCACUUGCUGGUAUGUAUGGUAAAACAACAGGGCCAUUAACCAUGUCUGGAAUGCCAGACCCUUCAGCAGUGUUCCCUGAAGUAAUCAAUCCCCCUUUACCUUCACCAGGCCAGGAAAUGUGGGAUCAUCAUCUGAAUAAUCUGACAUUCUCAACCCAAGUUGACCUGUAUACUCCAUUUGCUCAGCUCAAUCCCUGUGGCCUAAACUCCAAUGCGUUGAGGGAUCUGUCGGAUGCUAGCAAUAAUCAAAGUGGGACUUACACCUGUGUUAACAUUGAUGCUACUAAUGGUGCAAGCGCUAUGAUUGAUCAUUCCAUCUCAAGUACAAUUAUGGAUGGGUUCUGUACAUUGAAGGAUGCUAAUUUCCAGAAUCCUUGUAACUGUUUAAUUAACAAUUUCGGCUCCAGCCAGGAUGUCCAAUCUCAGAUUACUUCUGCAAGCCUAGCAGAUUCUCAGGCUGUCUCUAAGCAGGACUUCCAAGACAACUCAGGUGGCACAUCUUCAAGUAAUGUGGAAUUUGAUGAGAGCGGUCUAUUGCAAAAUGCCUCGUGGCAGCCAGUAGCUCUGCCUGUGCGGACAUAUACCAAGGUUCAAAAGGCAGGAUCCGUUGGGAGGUCCAUUGAUGUCACGACUUUUAAAAAUUAUGAUGAACUAUGCUCUGCCAUUGAGCAAAUGUUUGGACUUGAGGGUCUGCUAAGUGACCCGCGAGGCUCUGAAUGGAAACUGGUGUACGUAGAUUAUGAAAACGACGUUUUACUUAUCGGAGAUGAUCCUUGGGAAGAAUUUGUUGGGUGUGUCCGGUGCAUCAGGAUUCUGUCACCUCAAGAAGUUAAGCAGAUGAGUGAAGAGGGAAUGAAGCUUCUCAACAGUGCUGCGAUGCAACGCAUUGAAUGUUCCACGGCAGGUGGUGGUCGAAGUGGCGCUCAGUGAAUCCCAGAUUUUCUUGCUUACUGCGUUGUUUAUGGAAGGAGAAGGCCUUGUGAUUAUUAUGUGAUACCCACUGGCAAAAUAUAUGGAUGGUGCUGUGAACAUUGCUUCAAGGAAAGAUGUAGAGGCCAUCACCUUUAUUUUUACAUUUGUUAAGAGUAGAGGAAAUGAAACUACUAAUAUUAGUAUCAUCA